CCCGGGUUCCCCCUCCUGCGUCUCCCCACGUCCCCCAACCCUCCCAGGGCGCGUGUCCUCUGGAGUGCGGCCCCGUGCCCUGCAGCGCUCCGGGGGUGUGUCGCGGGGGGGCGUCCUGGUUUGCCCUCCGGCUCCCCGGGGCCCCCGCGGCCUCUCCCGGUGCCCGUCGCUGGCGCCCCUGGUCGUGCUGGAGAGACGCGCGGCCCGCGCCGGGCGUGCCGAGCGGGAGACGUUUGCGGGGAGUAGCGCGGCGAGUGCAGGCGGGUCCGCGUUCGGAGCAGAUGAUCUCGGACCUUUUCCGAAGGCGACAGUCUGGGUGCACCCGCGGGCGCAGCCGGUGGAAGCUGCCCCUGUCGGUCUUGGGUUGCGAGUUCGGGGCCCGUCUUGGGUGUAGGGAGGACGGAACAUUCACUCUCCAGGACAGAACCAUAGGGACAGUUGUUGCCCUUCCGACUGAGAAUUGGCUCAGAACCCCGGGACUCCAGGCCCCUGGAGAAGGUGGGUGGUUGGGGAAGGAGAGCUUGGCUGUGCUUGGUGCCGGCGCUUCGGAUUUCUCCGUGCUGACGUGUGCUCCAGCGUUGCCCCUCGGAAAAGUGACCCAAAUCUCUGCCCGCCCCCUUUGUUCAUCACUAGCCUGUCGUGGUUUUUUUCUUUCUUUUCGGCAGGGCAGUGGCCGAAGUGAACGGCUGCGUUUUGGGUGUCGAGUAGACAGUCAAGAAUUGGUGAAGUCAGGUUCCUGCAGACAGCUCAGAACUUGGGGCUGUGCUCGGGUGAAGUAGAGCUUUAGAGGUGGAAUGAGAGGGGACCUCUGAGGGCAUGGGGUCCGAGCCUAGGCCUCCUGGCCCCCAUCUCAGCUUGUACCUAACCAGGGCCAUCCCUGGGGGAGACAGGCUGUGGAGGUUCUAAGAACAGUUCAGUAUUUGGAAUUCUAGUUGUUAGAAAGCUCUUCUGUGUCGAGUAGAAAUAAUCUUCAUCUAACGUGUUCCACGGAUCCAGCUUCUAUCAGCUCCAGGAAUGGUGUAUACAAGGCAGCCUUUCAAGUGUUUGAAAAACAUCCCUCUCUCUGAGUUCUAGUUUUCACGGCAAGUCUCUGUUUCUUUUAAUGGCAAGUCUCUGUUUCUUUUAAUUCUUCUGCCAGCAGGGGUGUGGCUUUGGUUCUGUUUUCUGCUGGUCUCAGUCACUGGUGCGGUUGCACGGGCCCUGCAGUUACUCUAAUCCCAGACCGCUUUCAGCAACAGCCCGAGAGAAGAGAAGCGGGUUAUUACUUACAGAACCUGGAAAGUUGACAGCAUACCUGGGGUCCCACAGUGAGGUGGGGGCGUGAAGAGAGUUAGGGUUAGUUUCUGCUUGCAUGGGGGUUGAGGGUGGAGCCUAGGGCUUCUCAGGCUUCCUUUUUACUGGGGAAUAUAAGACACAAGAGGGAAUGUGAAGCAUGAGAAGAGAAAAGACAAGUGGCCCAAAAGGUCUGUUACGGAAACCAACUAAGAGCAGAUUUCAGACAGAGGCCUGGCUCUUCAUGGAGUGGCAGAGGAAAAGUGUUUAUUCCUCAGCAAUCAAAACUUAAGUCAGGCCCUUGCAUACAAAAAAGGCAAACUUUUCAGGGCUUGCGGGACAGGGUCCCUCCCUCCCAGCUCAUUUUCCACAUGAAAUUACCUUGUCCGUAUUUCCCUGAAGGAGUGAUACGCGGGUUGGGCCGUGGCCCUCCAUGUGUAGUCUGACAAACCCAGUGUUGACUGAAACCGCAAACCCCCAUGAUCGUGGCUUCAGGCUGGUUGACCCAGCUUUAGCCUCCUUGGCUAUCAGUCCUGGACCUUCCCAUGGCUGCUGCUGCUCACCUGUCUUCCUCACUGCCCUUUGGCAGUUGGUUUUGGAAGGAGCAGUGUGAGAGUAAGGUUGUCCUGUUGGCCAGUUACCCCAGAGGAGUGAAUUAUACGGAGGAUUACAAAGUAUAAUCAAGUACAGUAUCCAGAAAUUAUUUCUCAUUACUUCCAACAGUUGGAUUUGACUAGAUGGUAGAGCCAUUAUUUGGUUGGGCAAGGUAUCUUUGAAUCUGUUGUUGGUGUUUUGGGGUGGUCAGGAGUAAGCGGUGAUUGUACGCAGUGUGAGGAGAGGUAGAUAAGCAGGCAGAGUUCGUACUCUCAGACCCUGCCGAUGGUCACACGCUUCCUCCUGGCGGCAACAGAGAGGGUUACCGCAUCGUCACAGAGUCUGUCAUUUGUGGCAAAGAUAACCAACAUGUUAUGUGUUAAUGUUUUUUUCUUUGAGAAUUUGAGAAUGUAGGCCUUUGGCUAGACAGUCAUGGGUUUGAAUUCUAGUCUCUUCAUGCACUGGUCUGUAAUCAGGAGUAAAAUGACUGCUCGGUCCCAAUUUGCCUCAGUAUGUUGUGAAGCUAACCAGACCCCUGGGACUGGUGGGUGGUGCCUGUAAGAUUGUAGCUCUUUUUACUAAAGUGCUAGCUUUUGCAUGUGAGGAAACUUUCAAAGUGAGGUGAAGUUGGAAGUAAGUGAUAGAUUACAUGGUAGAAAAUAAAGUGUACCCAAUAUAGAGUUAGUGUUUGCUUUCUGAAGGUAGAAUGAUGGCACUGAGAUAGGAUGGUAGGACAUUGCGUAGAGAGUUAGAUCCACCAUGGAAGAUGCGUGGUUUCCAGGCCUUUUCCCACAUAGACAUUUGGGCAGCAAGCGCAACUUCACUUUUAAGCAGUGACCUAUAUUUUAAGAUGACUGUCCUAGACUAGGGAUGUAGACUGUAGCCUCAGAAGUAAGUAGCUUAUCGAAGAUUAAGCUCGACCUCAUUAGCAGUUCUUCCAGUUGGCUAAGUUAACUGGCCAUGGACCAUAACCUAGCAAGGGCUCCAGAACAUCUUGAAAUGGGGUGAAAAUCUAAUAAUUGGGCCAUCCUGGUGAUUUGGAAAGUAUAAUGUUCAGGUCUAAGAUCUUGAUGAUGAAGAUGAACUGUUCCAACCGUGAAAUGUUAGAGCAUUUAUACUAAGCCCUAGGUUUCACGUAUUUUGUGUAUUUGUUGUGAGAAGCUGAAGAUUUAUCAUGAGUUCGUUUAUUUUUAUUCCUGGGAAAACCUCUCCCACCACAAUUGCCAGUAGUGUGCAUGGGGUAUGUGUAUGGAAGCUCUUCCCCCAGGGUUUAUGCUUCUUGUUCUGCUGUUAGAAAUCCAGAGGAUUGUGAGGGGGAAAGCAAGGAUAAACUUUGUAAUAAUAAAUUAUAGUAUGUCAUUAUGGAAGUGAAUUAGAAAAUGUGUCAGUCUUUGUGAAGUCUGGUGUUUUCUGUUUUCCCCAAUAGUUUACAUCAGGUGUUUUGUAAAAUGUUACCAUUUUAUGUGAAGUAAAAUAAUUCUUUCAGAAAGAGUUACAUGGGGUACCUAUAAAAUUGGAGAAGAUAUUUUAAUGGUUAUGGCUCCUGUGAGUUAGAUGGAGGCACAUUGUAUGUUAGCAGGUGGCUAAGAAGGGAUCACACUGUUGCUUUUUCUUCUUGAAUGCAGUUGGGAAGAAGGUAAGCAAUGUACCUUUUGUUAAAGAGGUAGAAAGGUUGCAUUACAUAUAUUUCCAAAGGGGGUGUAGGAGUCCUUGGAGCAGCUGUAGCCUGAAAACAGAUUUUGUAUUUGUUAAAAUAAAAUAUCCCCAUUCAUCCUGUAGUAUUUUUGCCUGAAAUUUGUACAUCCGAAUAUCCAAGUGAACAGAUUGAGUGGAUUCCUUGACUUGAUGUGUAUGUGGGGGUGUAGAGUUGUCAGGUAAAAUUUAGGACAACAGUUAAAUUUGAAUUUCAGAUAAAUAGUGAAUAACUUUAUAGUAUUUGUUGUUUACCUUUAUUUCCUUUUUUUUUGCUUUUAAAGAUUUAUUUAUCAAAAGUGAUCUGUAGCACUUGAAGUAUUCAAAGAGAAGUUGGUAGUAGUGUGAUUUUUGUAGACAUAUCUAUAUUCUUUUUAUGCUUAUAUCCAUUGACUUUGCCAUAUGUGAAUAUAUCCCUUUUAAGGCAGAUCUAUAUUCAAGAUAAUUUUAACCCUAAAUACCUGACUUUGUAGAUUGACUACUUGUCGUAAAAUGCUGUUUGCAGCUGUCGGGUAUGUGUUAGGUACCUCAAGUUCAUUUGCAUGCCUUCGAAAUUGUAAAUUACAAGCUUCUGGAUGGUUAUAAUGGAAUUUCAUCUUUGGCUUUUUUGUCUUUCAGAAUUUGGAGGGGGUGGGGUGGGUUAGACAGUUGCUGAUCAAAUAUAUUCCAUCUGUGAUAUUUUCAGAAUUCAGAACUUGAGACUGGCAUGUUAUUAGAACCCUAACUGGUGUGCUCUGACCUUUAAUGUAAGUAGCCCUUCAGAAACGUUUGUAUUUGCAGCGUGGCCCAAGUGCGAUCUGGAAGAUGGGAGGUGCGGUGAGCGCCGGCGAGGACAACGAUGAGCUGGUAGACAACCUGAAAGAGGCGCAGUACAUCCGGACCGCACCGGUCGAGCAGGCUUUCCGGGCUAUCGAUCGCGCAGACUAUUAUCUUGAAGAAUUUAAAGAAAACGCGUACAAAGACUUGGCAUGGAAGCACGGCAACAUCCACCUCUCGGCUCCGUGCAUCUAUUCGGAAGUGAUGGAGGCCCUGGACCUGCAGCCGGGGCUCUCCUUCCUGAACCUGGGCAGUGGCACGGGCUACCUCAGCUCCAUGGUGGGGCUCAUUCUCGGUCCUUUUGGUGUGAACCACGGGGUUGAACUCCAUUCGGAUGUAAUAGAAUAUGCAAAGCAGAAGCUGGACUUCUUCAUUAGAACCAGCGACAGCUUUGACAAAUUUGACUUCUGUGAACCUUCCUUUGUUACUGGCAAUUGCCUGGAGAUUUCUCCAGAUUGUUCUCAGUACGAUCGUGUGUACUGUGGGGCUGGUGUGCAGAAAGAGCAUGAAGAGUACAUGAAGAGUCUUCUCAAAGUAGGGGGCAUCCUUGUCAUGCCACUGGAAGAGAAGUUGACUAAGAUAACGCGAACUGGCCCUUCUGCUUGGGAGACCAAAAAGAUUCUGGCAGUUUCUUUUGCUCCUCUGGUCCAGCCCUGUCAUUCGGAGUCUGGAAAAUCAAGACUUGUCCAGUUACCGCCGCUGGCCGUGCGGAGCCUCCAGGACCUGGCUCGAAUCGCCAUCCGCGGCGCCAUUAAAAAGGUCAUCCGUCAGGAGACCGCGAGCGGCAGCGGCCACGGACUGAAGGGCACUCCCCGGGCCAAGCGACGCCGAGUGCGGCGCCGUCGCAUGGAGACGAUCGUCUUUUUGGACAAGGAGGUGUUUGCCAGUCGGAUCUCCAGCCCCUCCGACGACAACAGCUGUGAGGACUUGGAAGAGGAGCCGCGUCGGGAGGAGGACAGAGCCCCGCUGGAGGCGAAGCCGGCCCCGCCCGUGAACUUCCUGCGCGAGAAGGUCCUGAGCCUCCCUCUGCCAGACCCCCUGAAGUACUACCUGCUCUAUUACCGGGAGAAGUAAGUCUGGGCACCGGAGGAGGUGCAGCCCGAGGCCGCCCUCCCACCCCCACCCGGGCCCUCGCGGGGUCGCCGGCCUGCGCCGUGGGGAAGGAGAGUGCGGUCCUCUGCACGUUUCUGUGUUCAGUCUGUUCUUGGGUUUCCUCUAGAAUUCCAUCGUCGCUAUCAUUUCCGUAAACGUAGUCUUUUGACAAGCAAAGUGCAUAGGGGAAUGUUUUCUCAAAGGGGAGAGAAUCUCCUGGAGACGGGUGUUUGCUUUCUGCUCCGGUGAGACUCUGACAUCUGCGCGCAGAGACCCCCCGAGACACACAUGUCGGCAUUGCCCGUGAAGCAGGGAAGUUGAAAUUAACCCGCGUUGCUCCUAAAAUGUGUGAAAGAAAGCACAAGUUUGUAAGUGUGUGACCUCUUUCCCAGUUGUGAGGCACCUGUGUCCAAGUUAGAACUUUGUGGUACCAGCCUCUUGAGCACUGGCGCUGAUCUCCACUAACCUUUUCAGUUUCCUGGAGGGGGACCAUUAUCGAAAAACUCUCCCUUAUUUUAAAUAAAUGUGAUUAAAUCUUAUGUGAGUUGUCGAUUGUAAUUUUAAAGGAGGGAAAUUGUCAUGGGGGAGGAAGAAUAAAAGUAUCAAACCGCUAGAUGUCUGUCUGGAAUCGCAAAGUGAUUCGGAAUGUUUUCCUGACACUUUUUCUUACCUUCAGAAGAAUGAGUGUCAGAUAAUCCCUUAGGGAAUACUCAAGAAUGAAGCAAGUAUUGUGUAUGAUGACCUCCGUUACUUUUACCCCAAGGGUAGGGAUGACCGUUGACCCAACCUUGCGUACGCUAGUGGGUGUCUAAGGCAUGGACGUGCUCAGUCCUCAAAACGGGGGGACGUGUUUAAGCUGCAGGAAGUGCAGUGGGGACAGUGUUACCGAUCGCCUCUGCCUUUUUUUUUUUUUUUUUUAACAUCAGUUGGCUAUUUUUCUGUAAUCAUAUAGGUUUUGUCUUUUAUAACUCUGGGGGAAAAGACGUGUUAGUUUUCUAAUUUUUCUUAAUAACAAAUACGUGUAUUUUAGUAGCUCCAUUGCAUUAAAGGAAUGGUCUGAGCACCAGUGACUUGUGAAGUCUACCUUCUCCGGGCCCUUUGGGUUGAGCGCUUUCUGUCGUUACCAAGUUCUGCGUCUAGAAGAGAAGGCCAUCUGUCAGAUGGUAGAAUGCUUUCAAGUUAUUGGUCAUUCCAAAGCAUCUGUUCUUUUCAAACUUAUUUUUGUUCUGAAAAAAAAAGAAUGGCCUAAAAUGUUAGCAAGAAACCCGAACUCAAGAGUGCUGAUGUUGGAUGUGUCGUCUGGAGUUAAUGACUAGUUUUAUCCCUGAGCUUCUUGGGUGUCAGAAACCUCUUUGUGGUUUCACCAGCUGAACUGAGUUCUGGUAGUUUGUUUCUUUAUUUAAUUUCUUCUUCUUUUUCUUCUUCUUUUUUUUUUUUUUUUUUAAACUUUUCUAGGUAACUGUAUCAUUUUUUUCACAGGAUACUGUGUGCAUGCGUAGCUGGGGAUACAUGUCUGUUGCCCUAGAUUUGAAAAUGUAACCCUUUGUAAAAGACAGUUACUUCAUAGUUGUUUUUAACCUGGCAUUUAACUGAAGGUCAAGCAUCCUCGUCUCAGAGGCGCGUGGUUUACGUUCACUUGCGGUCACUUCCUAGCGUGCACAUCUCUGCUGACAUCAUUCUAAUUGAUACGUAGCAGUCUCUGCAAGCACGGACAUUUGAAGCAUAAUGUCAAAUACACGGUAUUUGUGAAAUCUGUUACACUAGGUGGCUUGACUAAGGUUUUUAAUUGUAUGUGAUUUUAUUUUUUUUUAAACCACAUUUUCCUUUAUGCUGGACUGUAAAAACUUCAUAAUGCAUAAGACAUGUUUUUCCCUACAUAUGUCAAACCUUUCUUAACAUUUGUGUUUGUGUUUACAUGUUGUCAGUUUGUGAUGUUUAAACCAGAAUUUGGUUAAAAGUAUAUGUAGAUAUAAUAUAUGUGAGAUAGUUUGGUGUUUAUCUUACACACCUAGAGAAGAAUUGUAAAUGGGUUUUCCUGGGCUAAAGUGUUCCUCACCAGAGCCCACGACGACGCACUCCUACUGUCUGCUUCCCGACAGAUGGAUUGUGCGUUACCUGUAGCCUCUGUACUGUAGCCCGCAUUCUAGACAACUUGACUUGUGUGUUUUGAGGAAUGUGUAUUUCUGUAUGUGAUUUUCGUCUUGAAAGUAGGAAAGCCAUAGACAUGUGCACAGGAAAUCGCAAAUGUACUAAUACCGAGUACGUAAUGUAGACACCAACUGUGUGUGUAACGGCGCUUCCGCAAGUCUGGACCUUUCAGGGAAUCGAUGCCAGAAACUACUAACAGCAAUUUUAGUGAGUGGAUAUACAUUGGGUGAACACAGAGGAUGUCAGUAAAUAUAGUUACGGCACUUGGGCCUCUUGGCAUGGCUUGUGUUUCCUACGUGGGAUUGAAAUUCUUGAGUACAUAUUUUCCAAAAAUCUUCAAAAAUAAACUUUUUCUUUAUUACAAGCAA
This is a messenger RNA of Enhydra lutris kenyoni (northern sea otter), 7982 nucleotides long. Its product is annotated as protein-L-isoaspartate (D-aspartate) O-methyltransferase domain containing 2. Gene Ontology annotation, cellular component: cytoplasm. NCBI's taxonomy places the organism in Eukaryota, Metazoa, Chordata, Mammalia, Carnivora, Mustelidae. The record is from RefSeq and is a predicted model, not a curated record. The transcript has 5 exons. Gene Ontology annotation, molecular function: protein-L-isoaspartate (D-aspartate) O-methyltransferase activity. Gene Ontology annotation, biological process: protein modification process. The coding region runs from base 4363 to 5448 and encodes 361 amino acids.